This is a messenger RNA of Linum trigynum, 3148 nucleotides long. Lineage: Eukaryota; Viridiplantae; Streptophyta; Magnoliopsida; Malpighiales; Linaceae. The record is from the annotation of a GenBank genome assembly.
CGAGCUUUAUUUUUUUAUGAGCCUAAGAAGGAGGAAAGUUUGACUCUUAAGUGGUUACGCAAAGUAUUAAGUACGUGUAUAUAAUAUUUAUUAGAUAUAUGGCUAAUUAGUUAACUGGUUAAUUUGGUUUGAUUGGUUAGGAGUCUCCGAAACCAAACCACCAAAAUCAAACAAGCUAAAAUGUUAAACCAAACCAAACCGUUAUCCAGAUUAACCAAACCAUAUUAACCAAAUACUAUCGGUUAAAAUGAUUACCACGGUAACCACACCGUUUGAACACCCCUAGGUGGGGGAUCGAUUUUUACUCUCUCACUCUAAAACUACAAACUUCUUUCUCUAAGAUUUGCCUUCUCUCAAUUGCUGCUCACUUGUAAUCUCGAAUUACUCUUCUCGCCCCCUUUUUACCCGAGUCUCACUCCUACCCUCAGUUAGACUUAAACAACUAAUAUCAAAUAACAGUUGAAGUUCAAUCACAAUCCCAAAAAAUAACACAUAUUUUUUUAUAAUAUCAAAUAUCGACAAAUUCAAUAUGAUAUUCGGUAUAUUUUAAAUACCGAUACCAAACUUUAAGCUUAGUUGUUAUAUAAAAAGGACGGGUUAAUUGCAUGGUUGGUCAUUGAGAUUACAAAAAACGUUCAAGUUUGGUCACUCGAAAUAUUUAAAUCCAUUGGUGGUACUUUAGUUUAUUGAAACCGGUCACGUUUAGUCACUCUCCGUCCAACUCCGUUAACUUUUGUUUACGUGGCGGUCAACUCUAAAAGUUGACCGUCAAAUGUGUGACGUGGCAGUUAAAAAUAAUAAAAAUUAAUAUUUUACAAUUUCCACCUAUUUUUACAACAAUAUGCUGCUACAUAUAAUUGAAUAUUCUGAUUCUAAAAAUCCCUUCUCCAUUUCCCCAUUCAAAUCCCCUCCCCAAUUCCAUCAAAGAUGGAAAGCUCAUUUCCUUCGUUCCAAUUUUUCUUCUUCUCGAGAAGAUGCUGCAUUUUUCCUUCUCCGACCUAUUCCCCCCUCCACCGCCAUAGCCAAGAAAUCAACUUCGGCCACCGUCCUCUUCCAAGACUAUUACAACGAGUGGUUCAAGACCCUGAUGACGAAACUCCUCCCACUAGUACACUGCUCCCUCUCCGACCCUUCCCCGCCGUUGCUGCUCUCCUCCAACGUUCACCUCCUCCUCCUCCACCACUUUCUCUCCUACUAAGACGCCGUGGACCUCGCCACCAACCUCCCUCACCUCCACCAGCCGUGGCGCAACUCACUUGGCAGCAGCUCCACCGCCAUAUCAAGAUUCGUGACGGCGACACUGAGUAGGGACUGAACAAGGACCGGAUCUAUGGCGCUAUUGCACAGUCGUUGAUCCUAAUUUUUGUCGCGGUGGCUAUAAUUGACAAACGAAUUUUGGUUGUCGUCGCCAUCUCUUCCCAAAUUUCAAGAUCGAGAACCCUACUCGCCGGCCGCCGCCACGCCUCUCUUGGCUGAUUCCUUCCUCUCUCGCAGACAGAGACCCCUAGCUUCAUUUCCCAAUUAUUUACAUAAUCUCUGUUGGAGGGGGGUUGGGUCAUGGGUGGUGGGGAGUCCGGAGGUUCGAUGGUGAUACGGGAAGGGGAGAAACAGAGGAAGAGGUUGGUUUUGGUAGGGAAUUAUAGGGAAAGCCUCUUCUCCGCUUCCUCUAAUAUGCAACUCCUCAGCUUUCCUCUUUUGCUAAUUUCCCGAAUUGAUAGAAUAAGUGGCUAAGAUGAUCAAUUAUUGCAAAGAUGAGGUGGAAAUGAGAAAGAAAUUAUGUUUUUUUAUUUAUUUUAAAUAAAAGUGAUAAUGAGGUGGAAAUGAGAUGUCAAUUUUAAAAAUUUUAAUUUUCUUAUUUUACUAAUUUUAAAUUGCCACGUCACACAUUUAACGGUCAACUUUUAGAGUUGACCGCCACGUAAGCAAAAGUUAACGGAGUUGGACGAAAAGUGACCAAACGUGAACGAUUUUAAUAAACUGAAGUACCACCAAUGGAUUUAAAUAUUUUGAGUGACCAAACUUUAACUUUUUCUGUAAUUUCAGUGACCAACCAUACAAUUAACCUAAAAAGGACACAAAGUUGUUUAUUUACUACCAUCAAUCAUUCAUCAUUGGCAUCUACAAACAGAAACGCGUACUGAUACGUAUACCCGUGAGCUUUUCCAGCGGUGAACCCCCUACUAGACUUCCUCUGCAUAAUUAACAAUCCUUGGGCCUAUAUUAAGUAUUUCGGCCCUUAUCAAAUUACCGGACCCGUGAUCAAAACGAUCAAGGCUGCUGAUUUGAGUGAACUCCGGGCCUCUAUCCAUCAUCCUAGACCGAUAUCCACUCAAGCUCACGUCAGUUUCCCCAGCUCCUUGACUCGUCUGUCCCAACUCGUAUAUAUCAAAGCUACAGUUAGGCUACCCAAGUUUGGCCCGAGCCCGCCGAGGCCCAUCUCGGCUCUUAAUGCGACCCAGCAUCAAUUCUUGGGCCUAGUUGGUUCUAGCCCGACGGCCCCAAUCCUAGUGAUGUCGCCUCCCUUCUCCCUUUCGGCUCAACCUCAUCCACCGCCAUGCAGAAAUGGUUGAGCUAGACCGACCUGUAAAAUCAAACGAAUAGAAUCCAUUUGGUAGGGAUUUACAUGCGGUUGUGUGGUCGGUUCAUUAGCUGCCUUGUGCCUCAAAGUUUUUAUAUAUAGGUGAGAGUGACCAGAAGAGAGGAGAGCUUCUACAAAAGCUUAAUGAUAUGUAAUCAAUCGAAAAGGCUUUCAUCGAUGAUCAUAUUAUUUAUAACAAUGGGUUGGUGCAAUUGUUCUUUUUGUCGAGAUUUGUGAAAUCAUAUUGGGGAUCAUACUUAUCAGGCUAUGCGCGAGUUGUUCGAGGUUCGAUCGUCCUUGAACAAGAAAUCUAAUGUAUAUAAUUGUUUGGUCCUUGUUCCAAGCAAUGAACAUAAACUACCUUGAACUCCAAUCUAAGUUCUACUGCUUCACUAAUGUCACACUAACAUAUGAGCUUUCAAUAAUUUUCAAUUUGUGCUCCAAAUAGAGUUUUCGAGCUUCUAGCUCUAAGCUAUAGAAGGUGCAAGAUUUUUUAGUUGAUGUUUAUGGUUAUUCAACCGGCGGCUUAUCAGCCUUAUCUCCAUAUGUCAAGAAAAUAUACCAAUACUU